Messenger RNA from Maylandia zebra (zebra mbuna), 1854 nucleotides. It is a transcript of the gene maff, whose product is annotated as v-maf avian musculoaponeurotic fibrosarcoma oncogene homolog F. Gene Ontology annotation, molecular function: DNA-binding transcription factor activity, RNA polymerase II-specific; RNA polymerase II cis-regulatory region sequence-specific DNA binding. Gene Ontology annotation, biological process: regulation of transcription by RNA polymerase II; regulation of epidermal cell differentiation. Lineage: Eukaryota; Metazoa; Chordata; Actinopteri; Cichliformes; Cichlidae. The record is from RefSeq and is a predicted model, not a curated record. Gene Ontology annotation, cellular component: nucleus.
UAAACAUUAAAAUGUUUAGCCGGUAUUCGUGGUAACAGCUGAGCACUAGAGGAAUGGUAUCUGCCGGGGGACGUGCCAACCAGGGUAACCAACCAAGGACAAAUGAGCAGUCAGCAGCUGGCUUUAAUCUCCUUUAGCCUGUCACUAACCGUUUAUGCUAGUUGCUAACAGUUCAUACUAGCAUGUUUAAGAUGAUACGAAUAAUUUGGCCCCGCUUUGCAUAUUUCUGUCUAUAUUUCGGCUAGACUGACACCCAGAGGGGGUUAUCACUUCCUUAUUUCAUAAGUGUGCUUAAAUACAAUUUAAAUGGAUUAAAGUCUAGAUGUCGGAAGAGGCUCUAAUGAUAGCUGUUUACUAUAGCGCACAUUUGCCCUACGGUGUCCAGCCCGCUCUUUAAGGAUUGUGUGUAUCUGGUUUUACUGGUGCUUGGGGAGGGGAAAAAAACAAAGACAACUGGACCAUGACGACAGAAAGAAACAGCAAAGCUCUGAAGGUGAAGCAGGAAUGCGGCGAGAACGUGCCCUUCCUGUCGGACAGCGAACUAAUGUCCCUGUCGGUGCGAGAGCUGAAUCUCCACCUGCGUGGCCUCUCCCGCGACGAUAUUCAGAAGCUGAAGCAGCGGCGUCGCACCUUAAAGAACAGGGGAUAUGCCGCCAGCUGCCGGGUCAAGCGGGUGUCUCAGCGAGAGGCCCUGGAGCAGCAGAAGAUGGAGCUGCAGAGAGAGGUGGAGAGGCUCGGAGCCGAGAACGCCGGCAUGAGGAAGGAGCUGGAGGGGCUCAGCGCACGCCUGGCUGCGCUUCAGAGAUUCGCCAGGGGUCUGGAAGCGGGAGGAGGCAGCCUGCUGGCGACGGCCCCUCGCCUCAACACCGCCUCGGUCAUCACCAUCGUCAAGAGUCCGCAGCAGCCUCAGCCACAGAGGGAGCACGAGCUAUCCUAGAAGGAGAUGCUGAAACCAGACUGGGGUUUGGGAUUCGGGGUGGGGACGGGGAAGCCUGCAAUGCAAACACGCACACAUCUGCGGGCCUUAAUACUCACGCAGGCAGGAGAGCAGGAUGACUUGUAAUAAUAGGAAAAUACUAAGCGCCUUGUUCACAUUACAGUUGACAGAAAUCCGAUCACAGCUACGAUCACCUUUCUAACAAACAAGAAAACAGAAACGGGUUCAGUACUGUAGUUUUGAUAGAGAUGUCCUCUGAUGAUCCUCCAUGAAACAGCAGUCUGGUCAAGUAAGAUUUACUCAGUGAUCUUUUUUUUUUUUUUUUCCUUGAAGCACUCAAAGUUUCAAAUUCUGUUUAAUGUGAACAAGGCGUCGCACAUAUUUAUGCACAAAAAACCCUCACAGUCUUUCCCUUGAGCUACACGGGGACUCUGACUGAAGCCCAACCAAGCCAAACAGGGUUACUGAGCACCUUUAGUCCUCAGCAAACCCCCACAGCGAGGCUGGUGUAGCCUGAUUAUGCUACUUAAAGGCUGGGGUGCCUUUCUGCUUCCGUUUAUGGCACCUGACCAACAGCAAAAUGCUAGGGUGGAGCUUCCUCGGUCUCCAUAAUGCCUUCUAGUCUGAAAUCACUAGCUUGGCGCAGCCUCGUGUUCCCACCCCCCCUGUAUUUUUUCCUUUUCUUCCCUCUCAAUGCAGUUUCUCACCCUUUAUGUCACUUUAUGUGCCGGUGGGAUAAUCGAAUCUGUUUUCGCCUCCUUCCAUUGAUGGCUCUCUAGCUGCUUUAGUCAUGAGACUUUUGGGAGCAGAAACGGUCAGAGAAAUGCUGCCUGAGUGCAUUGUGAAUUUCUCUAAGUUGUGCGAUUCACUAAGAUUUUCCAGGUUUUUGUUUUUGUUUUUUUUUUUUGGGGGGGGGG